Molecule: messenger RNA, 912 nt
Organism: Brassica rapa (field mustard)
Lineage: Eukaryota; Viridiplantae; Streptophyta; Magnoliopsida; Brassicales; Brassicaceae
Source: RefSeq, a predicted model, not a curated record
AUGUUCGACGACUCGGACGGUGCGUCAUCUGAAGAUGAUAACUUCAGCUCAUACGGUGAGUCUCCUUUAGAGGACGAAGAGUCACCAACGAUACCUCCCAAGAAGAUAUAUCAGAACUUCUCGAUGAGCGGGUCUAAAGAGAGUGAGGAGGUUCUUCUAAGGUUGGAGAUGUCGUCGUUAAAUCUUGCGGUAGGGCAACGAUACGAGAGUAAAGCCGAUUUGGAGAGACGACUGAAACUUCUUACAGUGAAGGAUCGAUUUGAUUAUGAUGUAGACAUAUCAACCCGAACAUUAUUCAUUGUUAAGUGUUGGGUUGAUGGAUGUAUCUGGAGGGUUCGUGCUUCUACCAAAGGGGAAUCCCCGGUGUUCUAUGUUUGUAUUUACGAAUCGAAUCAUACAUGUUCUACAACUGAGCGUUCUAAUCGAUGUCGAAAUGCAACACCAGAUAUUUUAGGAGAGUUGUACAAGAACUUUCUCGGCGACGUUGGUCCGGCCGUUCGCCCUACGAGUGGUGGAAUAGCUAUCACUAAGCAGUUUGGUGUAAAUAUGGAAUAUUGGAAAUCUUACCGGACGCUGAAAUUUGCAAGGGAAAUCGUUCAGGGAACACCUGAGAGUGGGUUUGAACGCUUGCCUUCUUACUUAUACAUGAUAAUAAGGGAAAAUCCGAGUACAGUUACGCGUCUUCAAAUCGAUGAGAAUGGAAAAUUCAUGUAUGUGUUUCUUGCAUUUGGUGCGAGCUUAAAUGGGUUUCCUUUCAUGCGCAAAGUUGUGGUUAUCGACGGUACGUUUCUUAAUGGUAGAUACAAAGGGACGCUUCUCUCAGCACUAGCUCAGGAUGGUAACUUUCAGAUUUUUCCAAUAGCCUUCGCAGUGGUUGACACUGAAAAUGAUGAUUCCUGGCAGGGUCGAUGA